AUGACGAUUAGCGCUAUAUUGGAAGAGAAAGAUGCAGAAGCCAAUCAAAGCCGUUUCGACAAGAGCUUCUCUUACGCCCGGUCGAAACGAUCGCCACGAGAUGGACCGAAUGGGUCGACAUCUAUUGCGAGCUGCUACUCGGCUGCAGCGAGGAUAGUGGAGACACAGUACCUGCAGUCGAUUCUGCCGCCGAGAGAAAAGUUAAUGCUUAUUGUGGAGUACUACGAACAGUACAUGAUGUACUGGCACGGCGGCAUCUACCAUGGGCCAAGCUUUCGAAAGAAGCUGCUUCAAGCGUAUGGUCAGUCGUGUGAGCUUGCUCUGCAAGACCUUGACUGGACAUGGGUAGCCCUCUUGUACGAGGAAACCAUGACGCCCGUCGCCGACACAGAAACUCCGACAAUCGUAGGCGUCGCCAAGUGGACCUUUGACUGCGCUGCGUUACUUCUCGACGUUCACAACGCUAUGGUGGAACUCGAGGACAAGGACGACGCUAUCAAAUAUGCCACAAUCCUCAAAUUUGAUGGCGAAAUGCGUACUUUUUGGCCGCAAUGGGUCGUCUGGGCGAAGCGGCUGCACCACGCAUCGACACAUCACAAGAUUAUUAUGAUCCAUCAAAACUUCUUGAGCAAGAGCUUCAAGGACGUCCGCUACACAUACAGCCGGUGGGCUUGCAUGAGCGCAGCGCAGAGUCUCAUCAGCUUAUACACCACUCGAGAAGCGCAAGAGCCGCAAUGGUGGGUUGAACAAGCUUUCAUCAUCACCGCUGGUAUUUGCCUCAUUCUGGAGCUCUUUCAUCGUGCUGAAGCAGACGCGGAGGCACAAGAGUGCCAUCUACAUGUCACGCGAGCUAUCAGGUACUUGCAACUGUUUCACACGUCAAGUGUUGCAGUACAUGGCGUGCGUCUGCUCAUGUCGCUUGUGGCAGAGUAUGAGAAGCUCAGGGAUGGAUCAAGCCAAAGGUCCACACUAUCAGCGGACACAGCAACCACCCAAACCUGUUCCUAUAUUCCCGGCAACACGGCUGGUAUUCCCAUGCCGGAAACUGACCGUGCGACUCAACAGCUGCCUCUAGAUUCUGAGGUUCAACCAACAUUCGCCGAUCCGACCACGUGGAAUUUCGAUAUCGACAGUCUGGGCUUCGAAGAUCUGAUGGACUACCUGCCUUCAGAAGGCUUGUUGAACAAUAAUGUCUUCAACGCCAGCAUGUUGUCUGAUACUGGAUGGCCGAUGUGUUACACAGCCACGGCAGACCCCGAACUCGACAAGAUGCUUGUGCUCGACGCACUGAGUAGCGGCCUCAACAUGUCCAUGACAGAGCUCCUCAGCAUCCUCGGUCGACAAGCCCCGAUCUCAAACCUUCUUCUCGGACCCGUCAUCAGACCACAGCAAAUCCCCAUGACGGCGGCAUCUCAUUCCGAACCGAGCACGCAUCUACAACAGAAGGCACCGGCGGCGAAGGAGGGACAGCACCUGUUGAAGGAGUUCCACAUUGUAUACUGGACCGCUUUGAGUCUCGUCGCCCUCAUCGCUAUAGCGGCUGUCUGGACGAAAGCUCACAUGGCGGCGCAAAAGGGUCGGAAGUCGUUCGAGGCCAAGAAACCUAUGUCGGACGUUGAGAAAUGGCAUAUGCGACGUCAGAAGGCCCGCGAUGAGGCGUCCAUGGCACUGGGGCAAGUGGAUGAUCAGGCUCCGGGUACGUGA
Messenger RNA from Alternaria triticimaculans, 1704 nucleotides. RefSeq lists its product as uncharacterized. Bases 1 to 1704 code for a protein of 567 amino acids. The transcript has 6 exons. The record is from RefSeq and is a predicted model, not a curated record. Lineage: Eukaryota; Fungi; Ascomycota; Dothideomycetes; Pleosporales; Pleosporaceae.